Messenger RNA from Penicillium mononematosum, 897 nucleotides. RefSeq lists its product as uncharacterized. Gene Ontology annotation, biological process: phosphate ion transmembrane transport; malate transmembrane transport; succinate transmembrane transport. Lineage: Eukaryota; Fungi; Ascomycota; Eurotiomycetes; Eurotiales; Aspergillaceae. The transcript has 4 exons. The record is from RefSeq and is a predicted model, not a curated record. The coding region runs from base 1 to 897 and encodes 298 amino acids. Gene Ontology annotation, molecular function: sulfate transmembrane transporter activity; oxaloacetate transmembrane transporter activity; antiporter activity.
AUGGGCAAAUCAAUAGACAUCUCUCAAUCAAUCCUUUAUCCCAAGUGGUUCGGCGGCUCUGCAUCAUGCAUGGCGGUCCUUGUUUCUCACCCUUUGGACCUGAUGAAGGUCAGAAUGCAAAUGGAGCAGGGUGGUGUAAAAGCUGGAACACUUAAUACCUGCAUUCGAAUCGUUCAGGGCGAGGGCGUGCUUGCGUUUUAUAAUGGACUUUCGGCAGGCUUCAUGAGACAGUUCCGCAUCGGCCUCUACGAGACACUAAAAGAACAAACCAAAGCGAACAACAUUCCCACCUCCCCACCAGUUCUUGGGUUAUUAGCAGGAAUAUCCGGGUUUACUGGUGCGGUCUUCGGCAACUCCUCAGAUAUAGGCAACAUCCGCAUGCAGAAUGACGGUUCACUGCCUGCUCAUCUUCGUCGCAAUUACCGGCACAUCUUCGAUGCGUGGAGAAAGAUCAAACGUCAAGAGGGAUGGAAGGCCUUUGGGCAGGGAUUGUGGCCGAAUGCUUUCCGCUGCGGUAUCAUGACCAGCUGCCAGCUUGCUUCAUAUGAUAUUUUUAGGGAUCUGAUAAUGGCAACCACUGGGAUUCAUGAUGAUCACCCUGGUUUGCAUUUAUCGGCCUCCCUCUUGGCAGCACUGAUUGCUACAACACUGUGCAGUCCGAUUGAUGUGAUCAAGACUCAGUUAAUGGGGUCGUCAACCAAGCAAGGGAUAUUGCAUGUUAUGGAGGAUCUUACAACUACAGAGGGAAUGAGAUGGGUCUUUCGAGGGUGGACGCCCGGUUUUGUUCGCCUGGGGCCUCAGACUAUGGCUACACUGAUUCUUUUGGAACAGCACAAGCGGCUAUAUAGGGACCUCAAAGAAAAGACAGGCACUCAGAAAAUCGCACUCUUAAGUUAG